This is a messenger RNA of Dovyalis caffra, 567 nucleotides long. The record is from the annotation of a GenBank genome assembly. NCBI's taxonomy places the organism in Eukaryota, Viridiplantae, Streptophyta, Magnoliopsida, Malpighiales, Salicaceae.
AUGCCGACUGUUGUAAUUGGAAAAGCAUCGAGUUGCAACGCCACUACAGGUCGAGUUACUGUCAUUUAUCUGUUGGAUGCAAGGGAUUUGGAAUUGGGAGAUUGGUACCUAAAUGCCUCUUUGUUUCUUCCAUUUGAAGAACUCAACGAUCUUUCUCUGUCUAGAAAUGGAAUAGUUGGUUGUGUUGAAAAUGAAGGUUUUCAAAAACUAUGGAAACUUGACAAUUUGGAGAUUCUCGAUUUAGGUGGUAAUAAUUUCAACAAUACCAGCACCCUAAUAUCAUCUCUAAGUGGGCUUUUAUCUUUGAAAUCAUUAUAUCUCAACAACGUUGGACUCAAAGGAUCAAUUAAUAUUCAUGAUUUGAAUCGGCUAAGAAACUUGGAGGUUUUGGAUCUUAGAGGAAAUGAAAUUGAAGGUUUCAAAUCCUAUCAUGGUGGUGAAAAACUAUUGACAUUGAAUAAUUUGAAGUAUCUUGGGUUGGGUAAUAAUCGCUUCGAUAAUAAUAUUCUAUCGUCUCUUAAAGGGCUUUCAUCUCUCAACUAUCCGAACAUAGCUUAUAACGAGUGA